Messenger RNA from Batrachochytrium dendrobatidis JAM81, 549 nucleotides. RefSeq lists its product as uncharacterized. The record is from RefSeq and is a predicted model, not a curated record. The transcript has 2 exons. Lineage: Eukaryota; Fungi; Chytridiomycota; Chytridiomycetes; Rhizophydiales. Bases 1 to 549 code for a protein of 182 amino acids.
AUGGCACAACAACACCAAGGAUCCUUGUUGGGUGCGCUUGCACAUCUCACUAAAAUGGAGCAGCGACCUGAUGUUCAACAGCAGCAGAAUACACCUCAAUCAUAUCAUCAGUACCCAGUGCAGCAUCAUCAACCAGAUGCAUCGUUUGGUUAUAACGGAAUUUCAAAUGAACACACCAACCCACAAAGCUAUCAGCACCGGAAUAAUAGAAAUACUCAUCAAUGGAAUGCUACUGAGCGAGGUGGUAAGAAUAGAAGAGGUGGUGACCGGAGUAAUAGAGGUGGGAAUCGUCAGUUUCAAUCCAAUCCAGUCCAGUUUUCUAGACAGAAUGCAUAUCGUAAGCAGAAACAGGAUAUUCAUUCCAAUCAGGAAAUGGGUCCUAAAGUUGGACCAGCUGGGGAGCGAAUCUGGCAGAUAGGAAGAGGAGUGUAUAUGAUUGAUGGAGACGAAGCAUAUUUCAAGCACUCGUUCAUAGACGAUCCUUGGCUGCUGCUGGUGCAACAGAAAGCUGGAUCUCAGCAUUCUAUAUAUUCAAGCACUCCAUCUUAG